Penicillium waksmanii is the source of this 939-nucleotide messenger RNA. RefSeq lists its product as uncharacterized. The record is from RefSeq and is a predicted model, not a curated record. The transcript has 3 exons. Gene Ontology annotation, cellular component: Vma12-Vma22 assembly complex; extrinsic component of endoplasmic reticulum membrane. Lineage: Eukaryota; Fungi; Ascomycota; Eurotiomycetes; Eurotiales; Aspergillaceae. Gene Ontology annotation, biological process: vacuolar proton-transporting V-type ATPase complex assembly. Bases 1 to 939 code for a protein of 312 amino acids.
AUGACGGAGUUUCCGGGGCCGAGCUUCUUCUCCGCGUUCCUCACAGCUUCUCCUCCUUCACCACCACCACUUAUCACCGUACCCGCGAUCGAUCGGCAUAUCGUUCUGCGUGGUUUAAUUGCAAUCUACAGCCUUGCUUCAUUCACCAUGAUCCAAGUACCCACGCCGCCCGCAUCGCGGCUAGGCUCAGAUCCUCCCGCAGUGAAGCCCGCGGAGGACUCGUCGGAGUUACUCCAGUCAUUGGAUGUUUUGCUGGAGCAGUACCUAAAUCUGUUGGAUCGCCAGCAGAAAUUACAAACCGGAUUGGCGAAGGAAUUGUCUUCGGGAUUUUUGGCACUGGCCCAUGCAAACUACACUUGUCCUCCUGGUCGACGAUACGGCGCCGACUAUUACGAUGAGAGGAUGAAGGCGACUCGAAAAAUCUCGAUCCGAACUGAACAAGAUGAGGAUGUGACAAAAGACCAGGAGGACUCGGAAAAUGCAGCACAAUCCCAAACCCCAGCGCCCGAGAUUGAGUAUAACUUCGCCUUGAACCGUAUAUUGGAGCGUACGCCCGAGCAUGAAUCGCAGGAGACAACUGAGACGGAGGAAAGUACCUCAUCAACGACCGAGCACCUACAAACCGAAGCACCUGCGCCGCCCAGCCAAGAAGAAGACGCGAAGGAAUCCAGCUCUGAGGAGACCAGUGAUGAGACUCAAUCUUCCACUGAGUCUAAUGCGCCUAAGAAAAAGUUCCACUCGGACGAUCCUAUCCAUUGGUACGGGAUCCUAGUGCCGGCCUCGCUACGCAAUGCCCAGCGAUCGUUCACAGAGGCAACCCAGAGUCAAGUGCCCGAGCUAGCUGGCGUGGUUGUGGAAAUGCGAGCCCUGGAGCAGAGAAUUACCAAGCUACGAAAGGAAUUUGGGGUCGAGCCAUUGGAGAAAACAAGCUCUCCCUGA